GAUACAUCCUCGAAGCCGGAGUUCCUGGGAUCAGAUGCUCAGGUUGUUUUGCUGCUGGUGGCGCUGUGCUUCCACCGGGCACGGCUGGCAUUCCUCCAAGCAGAAGAGCAGCCUGUCGAGGGCACCAGCGACACAGGCAACGACCUCGACCUCAGCUCAGAGCGGGAAGUGCUUCCCGCCGAGGUGGUUCCUGAACGUUAUGAUCUGCACCUGGACCUGGACCCAGAGCACUUGGACACAUUCUCCGGUGAGGUUACAAUGACGCUGCAGGUGACCAGUGAGACACCUUUCAUCACUCUUAACGCGCGUGCGCUGUCCAUUGACAUGAAGUCUGUGGCUUUUCGGCAGCAGGGCUCGGAUGCCGUGCAGGCACCAGUGGAUACUGCGGAGGAUGCAGAGCUCGAGCGCGUAAGUUUUCACUUCAGCGAGAACCUCCCUCUGGGCCUGGCAACUCUGCAGCUGAGCUACACAGGUCAGCUCGGCCAGGACCGUGUAGUUUUACAUUCUUGUAAUUCCAAAGGGCAGGUUCCAUCUUCCUGUUAUUCAUUUUUAGGCUGUUUCAUGUGCAGGGUCCAGGAGAAAGACAGUUUCCUUUUGGAGUGCAUGCUUCGAACGCUUUUGUCUCUGCUUGAGUUUCUUUGUAAGUGUCGUUUUUUCCACUGCACUUCACUUCCGCCAUCGGUUGUGGGCAGGCAACUUAAACCCAACAGGCCAUGCUACGACCUGCAAACUGAACAGGUGGAUAAGAGGGCACAGGCGUUACUAAGUCUCUUGAGGGUUUUUUGUGAUUGUGCUCCCCCAAGCCACAGAUUAUAUCUAUUGCCAGCUACCGUGCUACAACAGCCAAAUAUUGGCUUCAACAAAGGCAACCUCGGAAACUCAGGCGUUGAGGCUUCGCUGCACUUGCCGGCUUGCACAGGCACCAGGAGUGCUGUAGAAUCUUGGGCAACUCCAUGCUGA
This is a messenger RNA of Symbiodinium necroappetens, 960 nucleotides long. The record is from the annotation of a GenBank genome assembly. NCBI's taxonomy places the organism in Eukaryota, Dinophyceae, Suessiales, Symbiodiniaceae.